Wasmannia auropunctata (little fire ant) is the source of this 798-nucleotide messenger RNA. Its product is annotated as mitochondrial intermembrane space import and assembly protein 40. Bases 17 to 457 code for a protein of 146 amino acids. Gene Ontology annotation, molecular function: protein-disulfide reductase activity. The record is from RefSeq and is a predicted model, not a curated record. Lineage: Eukaryota; Metazoa; Arthropoda; Insecta; Hymenoptera; Formicidae. The transcript has a single exon. Gene Ontology annotation, cellular component: mitochondrial intermembrane space. Gene Ontology annotation, biological process: protein import into mitochondrial intermembrane space.
UUGAUUCUUCACCAUCAUGCCACUGAUACGUAAGGAGGGCAAGGACACCAUUAUCUUUGCGUCCAAGGAGGAGCACGCGGUACCCAGCAAAAUCAGUCUGCCCGAGUCGGAGCCCAGCCCCGGGCUGUUGUUGCCCAACGGCGAGAUCAAUUGGAACUGCCCGUGUCUCGGUGGCAUGGCGACCGGGCCGUGCGGUUUGGAAUUCCGCGAGGCCUUCUCCUGCUUCCACUACUCCACCGCGGACCCGAAGGGCUCGGACUGCCGCACGGCAUUCGAGACGAUGCAGAGCUGCAUGUCGCAGUACCCGGCGCUGUACGAGAGCAAGGGCAUGUCGACGGACGACCUGGAGGACGAGGACAUCGGGAUAGAGGAGGAGGAAGAGGAGAAGAAACAGCCGUCCACGGGCAGCGGGGACAAGACGAAGGCGGUGGUAGCUAGUAAAGGCGCGGCGGAUUAGCGAUAGUCGCCUCUCUCUUGUCGUACCUUAAUUACUUUAAGUAAAUUAAUUUUACCUGUUGCACUGUAUAGUUCAAAAUAAAUUUUUAGAAAGAACUAUUUGCAAUUAAAGUUACAGAUUGAUCGCUACUAAGCGUGCGAACAAACUUGGAGCAGGUAAAAUUGCGGCUCAAAAUAACCCAAGGGACAUUUGCCGAAGGAAAACUUCAGUACUUAAGAAUUAAUAAUUUAAAUCCAAUUAUUCUAUAUAAUCUAUAUCUAUUUGCGAACUAGCGUAAGUCGAAAAUAAGUUUACCAGUUUUUGCCUGGAAAGAAAAACUCUAUUUCUUCGUAUUCAUGUUA